CAUAACACAAAAAACUAGUUCACAGUAACAUUCUUUCACAAACCAUCGCUUACUAAGAAUUCUACGUCCACCACAUCCGUGCUCUAUCAGUAUCAACCACCACCGUUAGGACGAUAUGAAGGGGACGAUUUCCGAUGAGAUAGAAGUGAAUGUGCCUGCAAAUGUAGCAUGGGAGCUCUAUGGCACAUUGCAUUUGUCUAGGUUCAUUGUGCAAGAGUUGCCUACUCUUCUUAACAAGGUUGAUGUGAUUGAAGGUGAUGGUGGUACCGGAACUGUUCUCAAAAUCACUUUUCCUGAAGGUACACCAGGAAUACCUUAUUUCAAGGAAAGAUUCAACAUAGUAGAUAAUGAGAAAAGAUACAAGCAAUCUCAAGUGAUUGAAGGUGGAUAUGCUGAUCUUGGCUAUAUUUUUUAUGGAAUUAGAUUUGAAGUGAAUGAGAAGGAUGAAAAUUCAUGCAUCACAAAAUUUACAGUGAGUUAUGAAGUGGAAGAUGUGAAACUUGCAAGUCAUGCAUUCACAAUGGUUGAGCCUUUGCAAACUGUCAUUAGAUCAGCCAAGACUUAUUUAACAAACAAGACACAUAAUUGAGUCUAUCAAGUCAUAUCAUUUAAUUGAUUAAGAAGGCCAAAUUUCUAUUUUUAUUUCUAACAAAUUCAACAGUUCUACUUAUAGAAUAACACUAAAUAUAUUAUUGUUGUAAUAUCAUAUUGAACAAUAUUUCAGUUGUUCAUGUAAACAAUAAAUUUUCGAAUCGAGAAAAAUAAAUAAUCAAGACUGGAAAAUUGGAGUAACAAAUUGUAAUAUUUGAUUUCAAAAUGUAGUGCGUGUUACAAUCUCUAUAGUAAUCCUCUGAUUCUUCAAAUAAUAUAAAAUAUGUUGAACUUGAAUUUGAUUUA
Solanum dulcamara is the source of this 897-nucleotide messenger RNA. Its product is annotated as norbelladine synthase-like. Gene Ontology annotation, molecular function: abscisic acid binding; protein phosphatase inhibitor activity; signaling receptor activity. The coding region runs from base 116 to 589 and encodes 157 amino acids. Gene Ontology annotation, biological process: defense response; abscisic acid-activated signaling pathway. Lineage: Eukaryota; Viridiplantae; Streptophyta; Magnoliopsida; Solanales; Solanaceae. Gene Ontology annotation, cellular component: nucleus; cytoplasm. The transcript is spliced from 2 exons. The record is from RefSeq and is a predicted model, not a curated record.